CUCCUUCACAUCCCUUUCCCAUCGUCGAAGUCCGUAAUUCACUAUAAACAGUCUCUUUGAGACGCUUUCCCUAUUUCCGUAUCCGUCUUCGAUUGUCUUUGCAAUGGCGCCCAAGGCCGAGAAGAAACCCGCCGAGAAGAAGCCCGUCGCGGAGAAGGCUCCAGCCGCCGCCGAGAAGAGGCCUAAAGCCGAGAAGAAGAUCGCCAAAGAGAGCGGCGAUAGAAAGAAGAAGAAGAUCAAGAAGAGCACUGAAACCUACAAGAUCUACAUUUUCAAGGUCCUCAAACAGGUUCACCCUGAUAUCGGAAUCUCUAGCAAGGCCAUGGGCAUCAUGAACAGUUUUAUCAACGAUAUUUUCGAGAAGUUGGCCCAGGAAGCGUCUCGUCUCGCGAGAUACAACAAAAAACCGACUAUUACGUCUCGGGAGAUCCAGACCGCUGUGAGAUUGGUCUUGCCUGGAGAGCUGGCCAAACAUGCCGUCUCAGAGGGGACCAAGGCCGUGACGAAAUUUACCAGUUCUUAAUCUUGUUUAGGUUUAUGGGUAUUUGAUAUUUUAAGAUUAUUUUUUUUCUAAUGCUUUGCAUAUGUAAUGCUCUUCAUGGACAGAUGAAUGAAAAUUUCAGUUUUCAAAAA
Mangifera indica (mango) is the source of this 633-nucleotide messenger RNA. RefSeq names its product histone H2B-like. NCBI's taxonomy places the organism in Eukaryota, Viridiplantae, Streptophyta, Magnoliopsida, Sapindales, Anacardiaceae. The transcript has a single exon. Gene Ontology annotation, molecular function: structural constituent of chromatin; DNA binding; protein heterodimerization activity. Gene Ontology annotation, biological process: nucleosome assembly. Gene Ontology annotation, cellular component: nucleosome. The record is from RefSeq and is a predicted model, not a curated record. Bases 104 to 523 code for a protein of 139 amino acids.